CUACAUUUCCCAGGAGGCGUCGCGCUCGGUCCGCACUACUUCCGGGCUGCGAAAGAUGGCGGCUUCCUAGCCAGCGCUCGGCUCUGAGUUGGAGGGAGACUCAGGCUACGACACCCUCUAGACAGCCCAGUGUCCACUGGAGAAGAACCCAGAGUUAUUUUACCAGCAAAAUGAGGUUUGGGACUCGCAGAGAACUGUAAUUCAGAAUACAGGAGCUACAGCAAAACCUUAGGGGAGGAACCUGGCUUCCCCCAACCCUGCUCCAUCCAGCCACUCAGGGACCAUGGAGAUGGCAGAGCCCAGCAGCCCCACUGAGGAAGAGGAAGAGGAGGAGGAGGAAGAGGAAGAGGAAGAGGAGCAGUCAGCUGAGCCCAGGCCCCGCACUCGGUCCAACCCCGAGGGGGCUGAGGACCGGGCUCUGGGGGCCCAGGCCAGCGUGGGCAGCCGCAGCGAGGGUGAGGGCGAGGCGGCCAGUGCUGACGAUGGGACCCCCAAUCCUCCAGGAGCUGGCCCCAAGCCCUGGCAGGUGCCUCCCACAGCCCCCGAAGUCCAGGUGCGGACGCCAAGGGUCAACUGUCCAGAGAAGGUGAUCAUCUGCCUGGACCUGUCAGAGGAAAUGUCGCUGUCAAAGCUGGAGUCCUUCAACGGCUCCAAAACCAACGCCCUCAACGUCUCCCAGAAGAUGAUUGAGAUGUUUGUGCGGACAAAACACAAGAUCGACAAGAGCCACGAGUUCGCACUGGUGGUGGUGAAUGAUGACAUCGCCUGGCUGUCCGGCCUGACCUCUGAUCCCCGUGAGCUCUGCAGUUGCCUCUAUGACCUAGAGACGGCUUCCUGCUCCACCUUCAAUCUGGAAGGCCUCUUCAGCCUCAUCCAGCAGAAGACCGAGCUGCCCGUCACGGAGAAUGUGCAGACAAUCCCGCCCCCGUACGUGGUCCGCACCAUCCUUGUCUACAGCCGUCCGCCCUGCCAGCCUCAGUUCUCCCUGACGGAGCCCAUGAAGAAAAUGUUCCAGUGCCCGUAUUUCUUCUUCGAUGUCGUUUACAUCCACAAUGGCGCUGACGAGAAAGAGGAGGAGAUGAGCUGGAAGGACAUGUUUGCCUUCAUGGGCAGCCUGGACGCCAAGGGCACCAGCUACAAGUAUGAGGUGGCGCUGGCGGGGCCGGCCCUCGAGCUGCACAACUGUAUGGCUAAGCUGCUGGCCCACCCACUGCAGCGGCCCUGCCAGAGCCACGCCUCCUACAGCCUGCUCGAGGAGGAGGAGGAGGCCACCGAGGUGGAAGCCACCGUCUGAGCCGUCCCUGUGCGUUUCUUGUGCGGUGAAACCCUGGCCUUGGGGAAUGGUUCUCAAACCGGGCUCCGUGGCACCCUGAGGGGGAAGGUUCCAGGCGGCCUCCAGGGCGCCCAGCGCCCUGGAAAAAAACUCAAGACUUUAGGAAGCAUCCCAGGGACCCCGGGCACCCCUUCCCUAUGUUUUCCAGCCCACAUCCCACUACUAGUUUGUCAAUUGUCAUGUUUGUUCUUUGUGCGGCUUUUUUUUGUCGUCAAAGUAAAAACCUGAGAAUCCCUAAGCUACCUCCACAGCAGUUGCCUUGUGUUAACUGGGAUCUUUUGGCUGCAAGGGACAGAAAUCCCACCCACUGAGCAGAAGGGAAUGGUGAGGUUCUUGUCGAUUAAAAGCGAAGUACAGCUUCA
Messenger RNA from Suricata suricatta (meerkat), 1695 nucleotides. RefSeq names its product BRISC and BRCA1 A complex member 1 (gene BABAM1). Lineage: Eukaryota; Metazoa; Chordata; Mammalia; Carnivora; Herpestidae. The transcript is spliced from 11 exons. Bases 284 to 1294 code for a protein of 336 amino acids. Gene Ontology annotation, cellular component: BRISC complex; nuclear body; BRCA1-A complex. The record is from RefSeq and is a predicted model, not a curated record. Gene Ontology annotation, biological process: positive regulation of DNA repair; protein K63-linked deubiquitination; mitotic G2 DNA damage checkpoint signaling.